GCUCCGGAUGUUCCGCAACCCGGGCCGCUCACAGGUGGAGGAUCCCGGGGCCUAUGACGGUGCUUCGGAGCGGGAGGCGCCAGCGGGCUGUAGAGAGGCCGGGUUGAGAUCCUGGAGGCGCGCGGGGGUGGGCGCUGCAGCCGCGGGUUGUUUAUCUGGAGUACGGAGGGGAGGGGGGAGCCUGGAAACCGCCCCGUGUCCCAUUUCCUCCUCUUGUUUUCGCUCCGGAUUCUCCAUGUUGGACCCAAACUGAGGAGCCCGGAGCUGCCGCCGGGGGAUCGGGGCCGGGGGCAACCGGGGGAGCCGUUGCCCGGGCCUCCCGCUCUCCGUACAGGCCGCCUCCCUUCCCGGCCCAGGGGAGGAACAAGAGCAGGGAUGUGAACAGCAGUGGGAGUCGGAGUCUCGGGAGCCGGAGCCGGAGCGGGCCCCCGCCCAGGCCCCCCAGCCCAGCCCAGCCCAGCCUGUGCGCCCGCGCGUCCUCCCGCCCAGCCAGCCCGGGCCCGCGGGAUUGUUAGAUGGAACACGGCUCCAUCAUCACCCAGGCGCGGAGGGAAGACGCCCUGGUGCUCACCAAGCAAGGCCUGGUCUCCAAGUCCUCUCCUAAGAAGCCUCGUGGACGUAACAUCUUCAAGGCCCUUUUCUGCUGUUUUCGCGCCCAGCAUGUUGGCCAGUCAAGCUCCUCCACUGAGCUCUCCGCAUACAAGGAGGAAGCCAACACCAUUGCUAAGUCGGAUCUGCUCCAGUGUCUCCAGUACCAGUUUUAUCAGAUUCCAGGGACCUGUCUGCUCCCGGAGGUGACAGAGGAAGAUCAAGGAAGAAUCUGCGUGGUCAUUGACUUGGAUGAAACCCUUGUGCAUAGCUCCUUUAAGCCAAUCAACAACGCUGACUUCAUAGUGCCUGUAGAGAUCGAAGGGACCACUCACCAGGUGUACGUGCUCAAGAGGCCUUACGUGGAUGAGUUCCUGAGACGAAUGGGGGAACUCUUUGAAUGUGUUCUCUUCACUGCCAGCCUAGCCAAGUAUGCUGACCCUGUGACGGAUCUGCUAGACAGGUGUGGGGUAUUCCGGGCCCGCCUGUUCCGUGAGUCCUGUGUGUUUCACCAGGGCUGCUAUGUCAAGGACCUCAGCCGCCUGGGAAGGGACCUGAGGAAAACCCUCAUUCUGGACAACUCGCCUGCUUCUUACAUCUUCCACCCAGAGAAUGCAGUGCCUGUGCAGUCUUGGUUUGAUGACAUGGCAGACACUGAGUUGCUGAACCUGAUCCCAAUCUUUGAGGAGCUGAGCGCAGCAGAGGAUGUCUACACCAGCCUUGGGCAGCUGCGGGCCCCUUAGCCUUCCCUGCUGCCAAGCAAUGGCCAUCCCAGUAGGGGACUUUCCUACACUGUGCCUUUAUGAUCAGCCUGACAGAGCGGAAUCUGGAGCAUCUCACCAAAUGAGACCUGGAAAUAGAAGUGAUUGGAAAGAGCUUUAGGACAGGUUAGAUGCUGAGUGGGCAGAUAUCAGACCAGCGAUACCCAGAGCUGCCUGCUCCCUGAGUUGGGUUCCCAAGAUGUGAGUAAGUGUGUGUAUUUGUGUGUGUGUGUGUGUAUGAGUGUGUCUUGCCUUGAACUGUGGUCCCGGGAUAUAAGUGUUUCAGGUUGGGGGAGAAAGUGAAUGAUCAGGACUCUCCCCAAGUUAGUUUGUCUCCUCUCCUGUCACCGAGAGCCACCGAGCUCUAUAGGAAUGAAGACCAUUGAAGGCUCCGUCGCCAAACCUAUGGCCUUUCCUCAGUGUUGUAAGGCUUAUGCCACGGAGAAAGGUAGGGUCAGAGGCUGCCUUCGGGUGCCCCAGGCACACAUCUUCCUGAAGCCUUUCUCCAGCCAACUGCUGCAGACGACAUUUCUGGGGAGAUGAAAGCUUGUAUCCAGAACUCGUAGCCCCAGUGGCCAUCAGGCCCUGUGGCCCAAGGGCUGCGCUAGCCUCUGGCUGAGUGCCUGGCUCGGGCCCUUGUGUCUCCCCAGGCUUGGGUGCCGGGCCUGCCUUCCUCACUGCCUAGCCAUAGUCUUGAACCUGUGGGGAAGGAGGUCUUCUCCCUGCCCUGGAAGAGGACAGAUAACUGAUUUCCGUUCUUUUGACUCUGUUUUAAAAUUCUCUUUCGAAAUACGGAGUGUUGUUGGGCUGUUUUGUUUCUGACAGAGCUGCAGUCCUGGGCCUGAGGUGAACGUGGGAGGCCCUGGCGGUGCAGGGAAGAGGAAAAUCCCAAGGGCAUGAGUGUGUGUGUCCUGUUGGCUUGUAGGUCAGCUGGGCUCGGGAUGUGUCGCAAAGUCUGCUCUUCAGGCAUUCUCUGCUGGUGCUGCCGCAGGGACUUUGUCCCCAAGUCUGGGAAGGACGCUCUGGGUCCCACCCACCUGUUUCUUGGGCAGGGCUCUUUUCUCUCGUGUCUUCCCCCAGGGCCAGGUGUCUUCGUCCUUCCUGGCUGUUGCUUUUUCUCGCCAGGGUCUCAGGCACUCCUGCGUUUCCUGGGCUGAGGGGCUGGGUGUUCUCACCGUUUAGUUUGCCAACGUAACGCACGUGCCUCCUGCCAAUGGUAACAGGUGUGAGUGAGCUCUUCACACACCUGUGCUUUGCGUGUCUCUUUGCUUUCAAAGUUUCUUAAUAGUGAAUGCUUUAAAAAA
This is a messenger RNA of Lipotes vexillifer (Yangtze River dolphin), 2653 nucleotides long. It is a transcript of the gene CTDSP2, whose product is annotated as CTD small phosphatase 2. The record is from RefSeq and is a predicted model, not a curated record. NCBI's taxonomy places the organism in Eukaryota, Metazoa, Chordata, Mammalia, Artiodactyla, Lipotidae. The coding region runs from base 516 to 1331 and encodes 271 amino acids. The transcript is spliced from 8 exons. Gene Ontology annotation, molecular function: RNA polymerase II CTD heptapeptide repeat phosphatase activity.